Lodderomyces parapsilosis is the source of this 2382-nucleotide messenger RNA. It is a transcript of the gene APL4, whose product is annotated as Apl4p. Bases 1 to 2382 code for a protein of 793 amino acids. Gene Ontology annotation, molecular function: clathrin-cargo adaptor activity. NCBI's taxonomy places the organism in Eukaryota, Fungi, Ascomycota, Pichiomycetes, Serinales, Debaryomycetaceae. Gene Ontology annotation, biological process: Golgi to vacuole transport; receptor-mediated endocytosis; intracellular protein transport. The record is from RefSeq and is a predicted model, not a curated record. Gene Ontology annotation, cellular component: Golgi apparatus; AP-1 adaptor complex; membrane coat. The transcript has a single exon.
AUGGGAUCCUUACGUUCUUUCAUCAAGUCAGUUCGUAAAGCCAAGACGAUUGCUGACGAACGUGCUGUUAUUCAAAAAGAAUCGGCCGCUAUUAGGACAUCAUUCAGAGAUGUCAGUCUUGAUCAAACAACAAGGCGAAUCAAUAUUUCAAAAUUGUUGUACUUGUACAUUAUGGGUGAAAAGACCCAUUUCGGUCAAGUGGAAUGUCUCAAGUUACUUGCGUCGCCCCGAUUUGCUGACAAACGAUUGGGAUACUUGGCGUGCAUGUUGAUUUUGGAUGAAAAUCAAGAAGUGUUGACCUUGUUGACAAACUCAUUGGAUAAUGACAUGCAACAUCACAAUGCAUACAUUGUUGGAUUAGCGCUUUGUUGUCUUGGUAAUAUUGCCUCACCUGAAUUGGCUCGUGAUUUGUACACCAAUGUGGAAACGAUUAUUGAUUCAAAGAAUAAUUUUUUAAGAAAGAAGGCAUGCUUUGUUGCUGCUAAAUUGGUCGAAAAGGAACCUGAUUUGUCAGAGUUUUUCUUGCCGAAAGCAUUGGAUUUGAUUAAUGAGAAAAACUCAUCGGUGUUGUUGGGUACAUUGAGGUUGAUUGAGGCAUUGUAUUAUGUAUCGAGUGAAAAUAAAUCAGCCUUGACAAAGACAAUUCCCAAGAUUGUUGGUCAUUUGAAACGAGUUACAACUAUGGGGUAUCAACCAGAUUAUGAUGUUAUGGGUACGACUGAUCCGUUUUUGCAAGUUAGUUUAUUGUCUGCUAUCCGAACAUUGGCAAUUGACUUACCCUUUUCAGAAGAAAUUAACGACAUCUUGACUCAAGUUGUAUCGAAUUUGGAUAGUGGAAAAAAUGCUGCCAACGCCAUCUUGUAUGAAUGUGUCAAGACCAUUUUUGCUAUUCAAUCUGAUCAAUCAUUGAAGAUCUUGGGGGUCAAUAUCUUGGGUAAAUUCCUUGCUACAAAGGAUAAUAAUACGCGUUAUGUUGCUUUAGAUACGUUAUUGAGCAUUGUCAAUAUUGAGCCAUUGGCUGUUCAGAGGCAUAGAUCAACCAUUGUCAAUUGUUUAACUGAUGGAGAUAUUUCCAUCAAAAGAAGAGCGUUGGAGUUAUCUUUUGGUAUCAUUAAUGAACAAAAUAUAAGAGUGUUGGCGAGAGAAAUUUUAACGUUUUUGGAAGAGUGCAAUGACCAAGAAUUGAAACUGUAUGUGACUUCACAGUUGACUAUUGCUGCAAACAAAUUUUCUCCAAAUGAUAAAUGGCAUUAUGAUACCUUGGUCAGAACUUUGAAAGCUGGAGGUAACGCGUUAACACCUGAUAUCAUUUCCAACAUGCUUGCUUUGAUUUUGCAGUGUAAUGACCAGGAGUUGAAGAAGCAUGUUGUGUCGAAGUUGUUUUCGUCAUGUUUGCAGGAUGAAAGUCAAUUUGGGUUAGCAUUGGUUACCAUUUGGACUUUGGGUGAGUAUGGGGACAUGAUAUUGGGAUCCACAGUUGAAGUGGGUGACAAACCGGAGCAAGUGACUGAGGCGAAAAUUGUUGACUUGUUUGAUGAGUUGCUUGAUAAUUCUACAUACUCCCGUCAAGAGCACAUUCAAUUGACUGCGUAUGUAUUGACAUCAGCAUUGAAAUUAUCGGUGAAGUUCAAGAGCUCUCAAGUGAUUGAACGGUUGAGGCGAAUAAUCAACUCCAAGACAUACGAUUCAAAUUUGGAGAUUCAAAUUCGAGCAGUGGAGUAUCAAGAAAUAUUUGGCCAGGAUGCGGCAUUGAAGCGCGGGUUGCUUGCUAAAAUGCCAGCGCCACCAAUUAAGGAACGCGAAUCAUUGAAAUUGCACAAGACAGGUAAUAGUCAUAAACGGAAUGAAGGCGGCUCUGGUGGUGGUGGUGCUACUGCUGGUAUUUCCACAAACUCCACUCAAGAUGAUUUGUUGUUGGAUUUAAUUGAUACUGAUGAUGCGCCAGCAACUGCUAAUAAUGAUAUACUAUCGGAUAUAUUUGGUGACAGCAACAAGAAUACAACAAGUCAAGUCGCCAACUCAAGUGCUCAAAAGGGGAUUGUUGCAUUUGAAAAUAGCAAUGUAAAAGUAUCAUUUGUUCCAAGACAAUUUGUUCAUGGUGACGCUACAGUAGAGGCAAUCAUUAGUUCCAAAACUCCAUCCAAAAUCGAUCAAUUUCAACUUUUGAUUGCUGUUCCCAAAACGCAGAAGUUGCACAUCACAUCAACUUCAGGUGGUGAUAGUUUAAUUUACAACCAAAAUCAAAUACGUCAAGUUUUGAAAAUCUCGGGUCAACCGGGAUCCAAGUUGAAGCUUAGGAUCAAGCUUAAAUAUAGGGUAGAUGGUGGAGGUGGCCUAGUGGAAGACCAAUUUGAUUUUGCUGGGUUUAAACAGACGUUAUAG